AUGGCGCUGCGCGCCCGGGCGCUGUACGACUUCAGGUCGGAGAACCCGGGCGAGAUCUCUCUGCGAGAGCACGAGGUGCUGAGCCUGUGCAGCGAACAGGACAUUGAGGGCUGGCUGGAGGGGGUCAACAGCCGCGGCGACCGCGGGCUUUUCCCGGCCUCCUACGUGCAGGUGAUCCGCGCCCCAGAGCCCCCGAGCGCGCCCAGCGGCGACAGCCACGGCCAGGCGGCCCGCUACGCCAACGUGCCACCGGGUGGCUUCGAGCCGCUGCCCCCGCCCGCCGCCGCGGCGUCCUCAGCCGCUGCAGCGCCACUGGCGCUGUCCCUGGCGAGCUCCUUCAAACCGCUGCCCGCCGACAGCUUCCAGCCUGGGCAGCCGCCGCCCCCGGCCGCCGCGGGCUUUCCGUAUGGAGCGGCGAGCGGGGCCCUGCAGCCCUCUUCGGCGCAGCCGCUCUACGGCAGCGGCUACCAGCCCAGCCAAGGGAGCGACGACGACUGGGACGACGAGUGGGACGACAGCUCUACUGUGGCAGACGAGCCCGGGGUUCUAGGCAGUGGCUCCUACCCGGACUACGACGGCUCCUCCUCCGGAGGUGGUGGUGGCUGCGCGCCUGGACGAUAUCGCCUGUCCACGCGCUCCGAUUUGUCCCUGGGUUCCCGGGGCGGCCCGGCCCACGCGCAUCCCCAGCACCACCCCCCGCCGUCGGGGGCCAAGAGCUCUGCUACGGUGAGCCGCAACCUGAACCGCUUCUCCACCUUUGUCAAAUCGGGCGGUGAGGCCUUCGUGUUGGGGGAGGCCUCGGGCUUCGUGAAAGACGGUGACAAGCUGUGCGUGGUGCUGGGGCCCUAUGGCCCCGAGUGGCAGGAGAACCCCUACCCCUUCCAAUGCACCAUCGACGACCCCACCAAGCAGACCAAGUUCAAGGGCAUGAAAAGCUACAUCUCCUACAAACUAGUGCCCACCCACACCCAGGUGCCCGUGCACCGGCGAUACAAGCACUUCGACUGGCUCUAUGCUCGCUUGGCGGAGAAAUUCCCUGUCAUCUCUGUGCCCCACCUGCCUGAGAAACAGGCCACUGGGCGCUUCGAGGAGGACUUUAUUUCCAAGCGCAGGAAAGGACUCAUUUGGUGGAUGAACCACAUGGCCAGUCAUCCCGUGCUAGCCCAAUGUGAUGUCUUCCAGCACUUCUUGACCUGCAGCAGCAGCACGGAUGAGAAGGCCUGGAAACAGGGCAAGAGGAAAGCUGAGAAGGACGAGAUGGUGGGAGCGAACUUUUUUUUGACGCUGAGCACCCCUUCUGCUGCUGCUCUGGACCUGCAAGAAGUGGAAAGUAAGAUCGAUGGCUUCAAGAGCUUCACCAAGAAGAUGGAUGACAGUGCCCUACAGCUCAAUCAUACAGCCAAUGAAUUUGCUAGGAAGCAAGUGACUGGCUUCAAGAAGGAAUAUCAAAAGGUGGGACAGUCCUUCCGAGGGCUCAGCCAAGCUUUUGAACUGGACCAACAGGCCUUUUCCGUUGGCCUGAACCAGGCCAUUGCCUUCACCGGAGAUGCCUACGAUGCCAUUGGAGAGCUCUUUGCUGAGCAGCCACGGCAGGACUUGGACCCAGUGAUGGAUUUAUUAGCGCUGUAUCAGGGACAUCUGGCCAACUUUCCAGACAUCAUUCAUGUUCAGAAAGGAGCUCUUACCAAAGUAAAGGAGAGUAAACGACAUGUGGAAGAAGGGAAAAUGGAAGUCCAAAAGGCCGACGGCAUUCAGGAUCGCUGUAAUACAAUUUCUUUUGCCACUUUGGCUGAAAUUCACCACUUCCAUCAAAUUCGAGUGAGAGACUUCAAAUCACAGAUGCAGCAUUUCUUACAGCAGCAAAUAAUAUUUUUCCAAAAAGUGACACAAAAGCUGGAAGAGGCUCUUCACAAGUAUGAUAGUGUUUAAUAUCUGAACUUUGAAUUCUAACUUCCCUCAGUUUGAGGGUGAUUUAAACAGAGUAAAAAUAACUGCUGUCAAAGAACUCUUGCCAACUGUCAGUGGUGGUACAAGGAUGGUUUUGUGUUCAACUGGAACCCAGCUGAAUAUAUAAUUAUGUAGGAAAGAAACAGUUAAUAUGGUUAUGUAAUAGAAACAGUACCACACAUUGUAGCUAAAUUAUACUAUGUAUGCCUACACUACCAUUGUAACUUUUGGAAUAAUGAUUAUACUAUUUGCCUUAUUGCUUUUUGAAGUAUGGGUAUUUUAGUGCAUACUUUGUAGACCUCAAAACCCAUUAAGGGUCUCAAAGAAGCUGGCUAGUUAAAAGCCUACUUUGGAUGCCUUUUUAUUCUUGUAGAUUUGGAUUAUCUAAAUUCAACCAAUUCUCU
This is a messenger RNA of Gracilinanus agilis (Agile Gracile Mouse Opossum), 2351 nucleotides long. RefSeq names its product sorting nexin 18 (gene SNX18). The transcript is spliced from 2 exons. The coding region runs from base 1 to 1929 and encodes 642 amino acids. Gene Ontology annotation, cellular component: plasma membrane; cytoplasmic vesicle. NCBI's taxonomy places the organism in Eukaryota, Metazoa, Chordata, Mammalia, Didelphimorphia, Didelphidae. Gene Ontology annotation, biological process: endosomal transport; plasma membrane tubulation; protein transport. The record is from RefSeq and is a predicted model, not a curated record. Gene Ontology annotation, molecular function: phosphatidylinositol binding; protein binding.